AUGCUCAUUAUAUGUAGUUCAUGUGGACUGCUCACGACAUCAAAUGAACAUCGAUCAGGCUGCAAAGCAGCUACAAUCGAAUCUACUAGACAAACAGAAUCAAUGUCAGAAUUAUCAAAUAAUAAUAAUAAUAAUAAUAAUACUAAUAUUGAAACUAGUUUAUUUAAUACAACAUCAAAUGAACAUACACUUUUUGCUGGAACACUUCGUAAUUGGUGUGAUCCAUUAUUACAAGGACAAGAACGAAUACGGGUUCCAUUAUGUCCACGUUGUGUUACAUGUAAAUGUGAAUCAUUAAAAGAUUUACCUAAUUCAUUAAAUCAUCGACAAUAUCAUGAUCCAACAUGUCCAAAAUAUCAUCAACAUAAACGAAUUAGAACAACAAGUCGACGACGUUUAUUAAAUAAACCAAAACGUCGUGCAAUUUCAUAUGAUUCAUCAAUUCUAUUAGAUAAUAAAAAAUCAUUAAUAAAACAACAGAAUGAACAUUCUCCAUCAUGUAUAUUAAUACAUCAACAAAUUGAACGAAGACAAUCAACAUCAAGAAUUCCAGUGAGAAUAUCAACAACACCAUCAUCAUCAAAUGUUACAACAACAACGACAACUACAAGUGAAUAUUCUCCAUCAUCAUCAUCAAUAAAUAGUAGUCGAUCAUUAAAUAUGAGAACAAAAAUUCCUCGACUAAUAUCAAGUCAAAAUUCAUCAUGUACAACAUUUUUAACUUAUACAAAUCAAAAUUCAUCAACGAGUGAUGUCGAUUCACAUGAUCAUGAUCAUGAUCAUGAUAGUUUGCAGGACGAUACCUGUCAAACACAAUUGACAAUGUCUAAUAAUGAAUUUUAUAAUAAGGACAUAUUAUCGAAAAAGAAAAAGAAGAAUAUUAUGAUGUUAUAUUGUACUACAAAUGGUACGAAUCAAUUAGAUAAUAUAGAUGAACAAAUAUUAAUGAAGAAGAAGAAAAAGAUGUCAUCUUCGUCAAAGAUACAUAAUCAUAGUGAAUCAUCAUUAGAAAAACGACAACGAAAAUUUUGGCAUAGAGAAGGUCGUAAUUCAAAAUCAAAAACAACAGGAACUUUAUCAUCACCUGUAAACGAUUUGUCAUCAACAAUUUCUUCUUCUUCAUCAUCAACAUCAACAUCAUCUUCAUAUGCAAAUAAUUGUUCAUCAUCAAUUGAAUUAAAAAAAAAAUCUCGUCCAUAUAGAUUAGCUUCACCUUCUCGAACAACAACAAUAACACAAAUUCCUUCAUUAUCUGAUGAUUCAUUAUCUGAAAAAAAUGAACAAUUAUUAUUUAAAAACCAAUAUUCACAUACAAAUGAAUCGAAAAAAAAUUCAUCUCAACAUUUAGAAUCAUUAUCACCAACAUCAUCAUCAACAUCAAAUAAAUCACCAUCAGUUUAUUUAAUUGAAUUAAAAAAUUCUAAUCGUCCAAUAAAUUCAUUUGGUUUAACAAAAACAAUAACAUAUGUUUGGAAAAGUAAUUAUCCAAAAAAUUCUGAAAAUGAUUUAAAUCAUUAUCCAAAAUAUUCUGUUGAACAAGUACCACCUAUUAAUGAUUAUAAUAAACGUUUAAUACCAAUAUCAUCACGUCAUAUUUUAUUACAACGUAGUAAAAUUGAUUUUUGGCAAAAUAUGGAAACAAUAAGAACAACAACAACUGAUUCAAUAUUAACAUCAUCAUGUCAAAAUCAUAUUGGUUCAGCAACAAAUUUACUUUUACCAACAUUAGAUAAUCAACAAAAUGAUAUUAAACAAACAACAAGUUCAAAUGGACAUAUUAUAUCAAUAACAACAACUAAACAUCGUCCACCAUCUUUAUUAAAUCAAUCUCAAAAUACACAAUGGAAUAUUGAAGGUAAUGGAAAACAAUUAAAAUAUUCAAAUCUUAAAUGGUAUAGUGCUGAUCAAUUACAAAAAGAUAAUUAUUUUACAACAAAACAACGAACAAAACGAAAACAACAACAACAACAACAUAUAUCAGAUAGUACAACAGAUACAGGAUCAUCAAGUGAACAACAUAAUCGAUCAGCACCACCAAUUCUUCAACAUCAAAGUAAUACACAUUUAUAUGAAGUUAUUGAAAAUAUUUCAAUGAAUAAGCAAAAUGAUUCAAAUUUACCUGAUUAUACAUUAUUUAAUCGUGAAAUAAAUAAAACAUCAUCACCUAUACAACAAAAUAAUUCAUCCUCAUCCUCCUCUUCUUCCUCCUCUUCCUCAUCAUCAUCAUCAUCACCAUCAUCAUCACCAUCAAAAAAUGAAGUUCAACAUUUGGAAAAAAUUCUUAAUGAAAUUUCAACAUAUUCUCCAAAACGAAAAUUAAAUUCCUAUGCAAGUACAGAUGAAGAUGUUGAUGAAUUUAAUUUAGAUUAUUCUGAUGAUAUCGAUCGUUCAUUAACAACAAUUCAAACAUAUCGUGAUAGAUUAAAUGCACGUUUACAAACUGAACAAUAUGAAACAAAUUCUAUACGUCGAAAAACAAUAUCAAAUGAAUAUUCUCAAACUACACUUGAUUCAGGUGUUGAUAUAUUAAGUGAACAAAAAUUAUUACAAUUAAAAAUCGAUGAACAAUAUUCAGAAGAAACAACAAAUCAAAAUGAUUUAUUUGCUUUAUCCGAUGAUUCAUUACUUGAUAUUGAAUCACCACCACAAAUUAAUGCUUUAUCAUAUAAACCAAUAUCAAUAAUAAAUAAUCAAUCAAUAUCAUUAACUGAUGAAAGUGAUGAAGGUAAAAGUUUUUUAACUGCUAUAACAGAUUCUCCUUCAGUUAAUAAAAUUGAAUAUGGACAAUCAAAUAUAAGUGAACAAUAUUAUUCAGCUGACAGUGAUUUUAAUACAUCAUUAUCAUUACAUAAUAAUGAUAUGAAUAAUAUAAAUGAAUGUGAAAAUAAUAAUGAUCAUGAUCAUAAUGAAAUUAUUAAUCAUAAUCAAGAUAUAAAACAAAUAUCAUCAGAUUAUUCACAAACAUCUACAAUUGAUAUCAAUAGUAAAGUAUCAUCAUUUGGUGAUUGGAUUGAUCAAAUAUUUACAACAUUUCUUGCUGAAGCAAAUCAACAAUCAUCAUCAACAAGUCGUUCAUCAUCAAUUAUAUCAAUACAUACAUCACCAAAUACAAUUGAUACAUCAUCAUCAAAAAUUUUAACUGUUAUUGAAAAUAAUCAAAAUUCAACAAUCAUAUCAAAUAAUUCUAUCAUUGAAGAUAAUAAUAAUAAUAAUAAUAAUCAAAUGAAUUCUUUACAUCGUCGUUCACUAUCAUGGCCAAAUGAUGAACAACAACAACAAGAAGAGAACAAUUUUAAAGAAAUAUCAAGUUCAAAUUUGAACAAUGAAAAUAUUGAUAAAAAUUUAUAUAAAAAUGUAUCUAAUAAUGAAAAUAUAUAUUCCAUAGACGAACAAGAUAUCAAUCAACAAUCAACAUCAUUUCAACUGUCAUUGAUUGAAAAUAGUCAUGAAGAGGUGAUUAACAAGGAAACAAUGCAAAACAACUAUAUUCGUCAUCAUACAACCAAUACUACGACUACUAAUACAGAUUAUGAUCAUACAGAUGAUGAAAAUUUUUUAUUUUUAAAUUUGACAUCACCAUCAACAAUAACAACAACAACAACAAAUAAUGAUGAUGAUGAUGUGAGAAAGGUGGAAGAAAAAGAACGUGAUGACGAUGAAAAACAUAUAGAAAUUGAAGUCAAUAAUAACAAUAAAAACGAUAGGCCAUUUAUAGAAGUAGUAAUACCACCAGAUGAAUCAUCAUCAUUUUCAUUUGAUGAUGAAUUUCUUUCUUGUCAAACACAACAAAAUCAACAUACAAAUAGCCAUGAUUCAUUACUUCAACCUGAUCAUCAUAUUAUGAAUAAUAUAAAUACAGCAGCAUCAUCAACAGAUGAUUUAUCAAGUACAAAUCAAUUAUCAUCAUCAGCAUUUCAUUCAAAAGAUUCAGCACUUGGUUUAUCCGAUGAUAAUUUAAAUUGUAUACAAAUGAAACAGUCUAUCAUUAGAAAUAAUCAUGAUCAUGAUCAUGAUGAUGAUGAUGAUGAUGAUGAUGGUGAUGAUGAUGAUGAUAUUGAUGAUAAUCAACAACAAGUAACAUUAUCAUCAGUUCAAUAUAAUAAAAUUGACAAUAAUGACAUUCAAGAUAAUGCAAAUAAUAAUAAUAAUAUUGAUAAGAAUGAAAUGGUAUGGGAACAUAAUAAUGAUGAAAAUAUUUCUAAAAAUAAUUCAACAAUGAUAUGUAUUAAUGAUCAAACACAAAUAAUAUCAUUACCUUGUUUAACUGAACAUGCUGAACGAACAAUAUCAUCAAGUUCAUCUGAACAAUUAAUACCAAAAGAAAAACAAACAGGAAUGUAUUAUCCUGCAUUUGGUAGUUCAGCUGCUAUACAUUUAGCUGAAAAAUAUAAUUGUGAAUGGUUACAAGAUGUAACAUCACCAACAAGUACAAUACGAAAAUCUUCAACUAUAAUUAAUGAUAAUAAAGAAUCAUCUGAUUCACGUAUAUUUCAUCAACAUCAAACAAUUGGUGAUGAUGAUGAAUUUUAUUUAUCAUUAGAAACUCUUCAACCAUCAUAUUCAUGUCCAAAUUUAAAUUCUUUAACAACACGUGAAACAUUACGUGAACGUUCAUAUUCUUUAACAACAUUAGAUGCCUAUGCAUGUUUAGAUAUAACACGUGAUACUCUUGAACAAAUGUGGCUUUCAUUACUUGAUCUUGCAUUUAGUGAUAAAGAUGAUAUUGAAUUAGGUGAAUAUAAAUUACGUCAUAUUAUUGGUUUAUCAAAUUCAUAUACAAAUAUGAAUGAUGCAUUAAUAGAAAAAUCCCGUAGUCAUGGUGAUAUUUUUUCAACAACAAAUAAAAAUCAACAAGAAAAAUUUAUUAAAAAAAAAUCAAAAUCAUUUGAUACAACAGCAUUACCAAAAUCAUCAACAAUAACAACAACAGAAUCAUUUAUAGGAACAACAAAAAAUGAUUCAGCUAAUAUUGGUCUUUUACAAGGUGCUGCCAUAUCAGAACCAUUUAUUAAUUAUAUUGGUCCAAUAUCAUCAAUACAUUCAGAUACAGAUAAUAAUAUAAUUGAUAUUGAUAGUGAUAGUAUACAAUCAUAUGAACAAGAUAAUCCUCAAACAAAUGAACAACAAUCACCAAUACCAUUCAAUCAAAUACCAUCAACUACUAUAAAAGAACCAUUAAAUUAUGUUUUUCAUUAUCCACAUCAAUUAGAUCAUAGUACAAAUAAUAAUAAUAAUGAUGAUGAAUAUGAUUUUGAACCAAUAAAUGAUAUUAUAAAUUAUUUACCAAGUAGAAAUUUACCAAUAAAUCAAAUAUUUGGUGAAGAAGAUAAACAAUUAUGUAUGUCCUUGGGUUUUGAUGAUGACGAGGCAACAGCUGCACUUGCUGCUGCUGUCGUACAGUCAAGAGAUAUACAAGCUAUUUUAGCUGACUAUAGACCACAUUCAUUAUCAACAAUACCAAGUUCGAGAGAAAGUCAAUAUGCAUCAAGUAUUGAUGAUAGUGAUGAUAUUAUUGAUUUACAUGAAAAUUUAAGAAGUGCAAUUAAUAUUAAUCAAGACGAUAUAUUACAAGUUGAUAAUAGUGAAGAAGAAGAAGAAGAAGAAGACGAUAAAGGUGAAAUUGAAUCAAAUAUUUCAUCACCACAAUCAAAACCAUUAUCACCUAUACAAAGUCGUUCAUUAACACCAUCAGAACAAAAUCAUCAAUUAAAACUAUCACAUUUUUCUGAUAUUAUUGAUCAUGAUGCAUGGGCACGAUCAAUAAGUGAACCAAUUUAUUCUAAUGAUCUAUCUAUUAAAAAUCAUCAUAAUGAUGAAGAAAAUUUAUUUACUACAUAUACAGAUAAUUUAACAACAAUUAUUUCAGUACCUUCAUUAGAACAAUCACAAUUAUUUACAAUUGAUAAAAUUGAACCAACUAUAAUUAUACAUGAAUCAAAACAAAAUAAUUUUAUUGAACAAACAUCAACAAUAAAUUUAAAUAAUAAUAAUUUAAUUAAUUUAUCAAUACAAGAAGAUUUUAUUGAAAAUAUGGAUUAUAAUCAAUAUGAAAAUAAAUCAACAAAUUCAACACGUACAUCUAUAUCAUCAAUACAUGAUACACAUCUUGAUCCAAAUGAAUUAGCAUAUCGUUUAUCACGUUUAGAUUCAUCAAAUAUUUCAAGUCCACCAAAAAAAACUUUAGCUGAUGAAUUAGCUGAAUUAGGUGAAAAAGAAAAUCAUUUUGAAAAUGAUUCACUUGAUCAUACACCACCAUUAAUAAAUGAAAAUAUUCUUUCACCAUUAAAUAUUGAUCAACUUACAACAAUUGUUGAUGAUAUACGAAAAAUCAAUCAAGAUAAAUCUAUUUCAUCACUUUCUACAAUUAUUGAAGAUAUACUUGCAGAAAAAAAUAAUCAAUAUUUAACUAAAAUUGUUGAUUAUCAUCAUUCACCACCUAUAUCAAAUUUACAAACAAUUAUAACAGAAUUACAUCAAACACCUAUGAAAAAAUUUCAUAUACGUCCACAACGACCAACACAUCUUGAACUUGAUAUUGAAGAAGAAGAUAUUCAAGAAUAUGAUGAACAAAUUUUAUCACCUAUGAUUACUGACAAUAUUCCAAUAUCAUCAAAUAUUAUAUCGGAUCUUGAACAUAAUUUAGCUGAAUAUAAAAUAAAAACACCUUCACCACCAUCACUACCAUCACCACCACUACCACCACCUCCUCCUCCUCCUGCUCAUCCUAUUCAUUCACCAUCAUCAAUGAUAAGACGAACAAGUGAUUUAUUACCUAUAAAUUCCACACGUUAUCAAACACAUCGUAUUGAUAAAGUAUCUGAUCUUGAAAUAGUUAAACAAGGUAAAGGUUUUAAAAUUGGUUAUACUGAUCGACAAGGUACAGAUCAACGUGUUAUAUUAACUAAACGUAUUCAAGCUGGACCUGAUAUUAUGGCAAGAGAUCCACAUGUUCGUUUACCAUAUAAAGGUCGAAAAAUAUUAAAUCAAGUUUUUAAUUCGAUUUUAUAUACAAAUGGUUAUAAUACAAUAAAAGAAGAUAAAAAAUUUCAACAUAUAUCUGAUGAUAUUGAAGUACCUAUUAUUGGUACUAAUCCUCAACAUUUUGACGAGUCGGAUAUGAUAUCAAUUGAUAUUGAUGGUCCAUCAACAAUGCUUAAUUCUAUAUGUGAAUCAAUUGUUAUAACUCAAGGUUCAGUUUAUACAAAUAAUUCUUUAAAAUCUUCUGAAGAAAAAUCUUUAAAUCAAUCAAUAACAAAUAAUAUAUUGGAUAAUAAUAAUUCAAUAUCAUCAUAUUAUCAUCAUGUUGAUUUAGAUCAACCUGAAGAAUAUAUUUAUGAUAGUUCUCAUACACCAAAAUCACCAAAUAAAAAAGAUAAAAUUGAAGUAAUUGAUACAUGGCAAGAUCGUACAAUUAUUGAUGGUAGUAGUACAACAUGGCGUAGUCCAUUAUUACAUACAUAUAAAGCAACAAAACAUAUUCAACCAUCACAUCAAGUUCAAACAUUUGUUUCAGCAAUUGAACCAAAUAUUGUUCAAAUGCGUAUAGCACCAUCAAAUGAUAUUAAAUAUCGUACAAGUGAACAUAUUGAAAUUCCAUCUGUUUAUGAAUGGAAUGAUGAAUUAACAACAACAAUAAAUACACCAAAAACAACACGUGAUAUGGCAUUAUCACCUAUAUUAAUUGAUAAUAUAAUUUAUCAAACAUCAAGUACAUCACCAAUGAUAAAUCAUCAAGAAAAAAUUGAUCGUUCAUGUCAAUAUAGUCCACCUAUUCAACAUGAUUUUGGUUUACAAUGUUAUGUUAAUAAUUCUACAACAUCAACACAAGUAUCAUCCUAUGAUAUACCAAAUUUUUUAUCAACAUAUGAUGGUAUACAAACAAUAAAUGAUAAUAUAAAUCAAACAUUUGAUGAUUCAGGUAUUCAAACACAUAUUCAAACAAUAUCACCAUCAUUAUCAAUAGCAUCAUCUGAUCAUCAACAAAUUAUACAUACAAGAAAAGAUUUUAUUAGAAAAUUAAAUGACAAUAAUAAUAAUGAUGAUAGAUCAGCAUUAAAAAUAACACGAUAUACAGAUGAUAAUUAUUAUCUACCAACAAAUGAUAAUAAUAUUAAUAAUAAUAAUCAAACACUAAUGAAUAUACGUUCAACAACACUUGAACGUAGUGCUGAUUCAGGAAUUCUUGUUGAUGAACAAUUAUUACGUAAUCGUCGUAAUAAAGCAAAUUUUGCUUUACAAGUUGAUAUAAAAGGUUCAUCAUCAGAUAGUGAAGAUGUAUCUGAAGUAACACAACGUCCAUUUAAUCGUAUAAAAUCAUCAAGAAAUAAUGAUUUAUAUGAACAUCAUAGUGAAUUAGUUAUAACAACACAAGAUGCAAUUAAAAAUCGACAACAUUUAGAACAAUCAAUUAGAUCAACAAAAGAAAUUGAACAACAAAUUUUACAAUUACGUCGUGAACGUGAACAUAUACUUGAUUUACUUUCAUUAAAUUGGAGUCGAUCAAAUAUUUGGGUUGAAUUAACUGAAGCAAAAUUAAAUUAUAUUAUUGGAGAAACAGAUGCAUUAUUACGUUCAUUAUCAUUCGAUGCUAAUCCUGUUGAUAGUGAAAGAGUUAAAUUAAAAAUGCAUCAAUAUGAAGAAGAGAUGGCAGAAUUAACACGUCAACGUUUAGCUGUUUAUCGUCAACGUUUAGAAGAUUCAAAAAAACAAUUAGAUAUUAAAAUUGAUGAAUUAGAAUUAAAAAAAUCAACAAUUGAACAAAAAACAUCACAUUAUUCAACAUUUGAAUAUUUACCACGUGUUGAUAAUACAAAACAUUCAAAAUCAUUUUUAAGUACAAGUGCAGAAAAUUUAUCUAAUAUGCCAUUACAAGAUACAAUAUCCAGUCAUCCACAUUUACUUGAUAUAUCAUUUUUAACAUCAACACCAUCAAAUCAAACAAUUGGUCUUCCACCACGUUAUCCUCGUUCACCCCGUCUUCCUCAACAAUAUCAAUCAUCCGAUACAUAUAGAACUGUUUAUCGUCCAACACCAUGUUAUCCAACAACAUCAAAUGAUCAACGUUAUGAUUAUCCACGUUAUAGAACAACAUCAUAUGUAACAACAACAAAUGGUAAUUUAUCUGGUUUACAAGGUUUAAGUAAAAGUCAACAAGCUAUAUUAGAUGAAACAGAUAAAUUAGUUAAAGAUUCACAAGAAUUUCAUAAUGAAUCAGCAUCACAAUUUGAACGUGCAAGAGAAAGUUUAUUAUCAAGUGAAGCAUCAAUACGAUUAGCACGUGCAAAUAUGGCUGCAUCACGUUUUUCACCUAAUUCAAAUUAUUUACCAAAUGAUGUUACACUUGCUGAAUUAUUUAAAUAUGAACAGUCAUUAGCUAAAGAAACAGCAAAAAAUACUCGAACAUAUUCAUCUCUAUCGACAAGUGCGGAAUCUUAG
This is a messenger RNA of Rotaria sordida, 9435 nucleotides long. Lineage: Eukaryota; Metazoa; Rotifera; Eurotatoria; Philodinida; Philodinidae. The record is from the annotation of a GenBank genome assembly.